AUGAAAGUUGCAGCAAAUGCCCCAACCACAAGUAGUAGCACAUACAUCAAGGCCCUGACGGCAUACGCUCUCUCCUUGGCGGGCGACAGCAGCGCCGCUGCUACGCUCAUUUCAGAUGUGUACAACAGUUUGACAUCAGGAAGUCCAGGUCUGUCUCAGGCUCUGACGGUUGAAGCUGCCGCCUACCUCCUUCUGGCCAUGCUGAAUGAAAGUCCAGGAUCAUACGCUGCCUGGGCUCUUGAUAUCACUAAGCUUAUAUCAACUUAUCACAAUGGACAGGGAGGCUUCGUCUCGACACAGGACACAGUGGUUGCUCUGCAAUCCUUCGCAGCCUUCAGUGAAGCCUUCCCGCCCACAGGAACAGACCUCACCAUAUCAGUAACUGCUGGAAGUCAGUCGUUUGAGAUCGUUAUAAAUUCAGAGAACGGACUCGUGCUGCAGACCAAGCUAUAUCACAGGCGAUCCACCACUUGA
Molecule: messenger RNA, 474 nt
Organism: Macrobrachium nipponense
Lineage: Eukaryota; Metazoa; Arthropoda; Malacostraca; Decapoda; Palaemonidae
Product: pregnancy zone protein-like
Exons: 3
Coding region: 1-474 (157 amino acids)
Source: RefSeq, a predicted model, not a curated record